Molecule: messenger RNA, 1299 nt
Organism: Vicia faba (fava bean)
Lineage: Eukaryota; Viridiplantae; Streptophyta; Magnoliopsida; Fabales; Fabaceae
Source: the annotation of a GenBank genome assembly
AUGGCAAUCAAGAAAACACAUUUUCCUUUCUUAACUCUCUUUGUUGUAAUAAUCAUUAUAGAAUAUCUAAAAUUCGACGUUGUUCAUGGCUACGAUCGACCACCAGCUCGUAAAACCAUAUUUAUCUCUCACGACGAUAAUGACACCGUGCCACAACAGGUACAUAUAUCUCAAGUUGCGCAAGACAAGAUGAGAAUAUCAUGGAUCACAGAAAGUCCAACCCCAUCAAAAGUGGAAUACAAUGAAUUUCUUUCGAAAAACACAGUUUCUGCCACUGGAAAUACCUCUUCUUAUCGUGAUGGUUUCUAUAAGUCCGGUGAAAUUCACAACGUUGUAAUUGGUCCCCUCAAACCCAACACAGUCUACCAUUACCGUUUGGGUGAAUCAACUAAUACAACAUACAAUUUCAAGACUACACCUGAUCGAUUUCCAAUCAAGUUUGCUAUAGUUGGAGAUCUUGGACAAACAGAGUGGACAGUUUCAACUCUGAACCAUAUAGCUAAUUCAAGUUACGAGAUGUUGCUAUUACCAGGAGACUUAUCCUAUGCUGAUUUUAUACAAAAUCUAUGGGACUCCUUUGGUCGUUUGGUUGCACCAUUAGCAAGCCAACGUCCAUGGAUGGUCACUCAAGGUAACCAUGAAAUCGAAAGGAUUCCAAUCGUCCACAAAACACCAUUCACAGCAUACAAUGCAAGAUGGAAAAUGCCAUUUGAAGAGAGUGGCUCAACCUCUAACCUUUAUUAUUCAUUUGACGUGUCUGGUGUUCAUGUCAUAAUGUUGGGAUCUUAUGCUGAGUUUCACCAUAAUUCUUCGCAAUACAAAUGGCUUCAAGGGGAUUUACUAAAGAUAAAUAGGGGAAAAACUCCCUGGGUAGUGGUGUUGAUUCAUGCUCCAUGGUAUAAUACUAAUAAAGCUCAUCAGGGUGAGGAUGAAUCUGUUGACAUGAAGGCUUCUAUGGAAGAUUUGCUCUAUCAUGCUCGGGUUGAUGUUGUUUUUGCAGGACAUGUUCAUGCCUACGAACGCUUUACUCGAGUUUAUAAAGAUAAAAGUGACAAUUGUGGUCCGGUGCAUAUUACCAUUGGAGACGGAGGAAAUCGUGAAGGACUAGCCAGAAGGUACCAAGAUCCAAAGCCAGAUAUAUCAUUAUUCAGAGAGGCUAGCUUUGGACAUGGGCUAUUAGAAGUGGUUAAUGCAUCACAUGCACUUUGGACAUGGCAUAAGAAUGAUAAUGAUAAAUCAGUUGCUAGUGACUCUAUUUGGCUAACAAACUUAUUUUCUAAUCCCACUUGUAAAGUGUGA